Messenger RNA from Myiozetetes cayanensis, 4804 nucleotides. It is a transcript of the gene CIPC, whose product is annotated as CLOCK interacting pacemaker. Bases 244 to 1365 code for a protein of 373 amino acids. Gene Ontology annotation, cellular component: nucleus. The record is from RefSeq and is a predicted model, not a curated record. The transcript is spliced from 5 exons. Gene Ontology annotation, biological process: negative regulation of circadian rhythm; negative regulation of DNA-templated transcription. Lineage: Eukaryota; Metazoa; Chordata; Aves; Passeriformes; Tyrannidae.
CCGGGGCGGGUGCGGCGCAUGCGCGGCGCGGCGGAGCUGUGGCGGCCCCGCGCCCAGUUUCAGCCUUUCAGUGUUUUCAUUCUGGGUGCGGGAAGAAGAGGGCAUUUCUAAGGCCAUGUCUCCCCUAGGAGUGCACUGCAGUUCCUCGAUGGAAAAGGCAUUAAAAACUGCCCUUGGCACUAUGGAAGCACUCAGACAGAACAAUCAUCUCCUGAGACCCUUGAAGAACUACUGGGCAAAGUGAUGGAAAUGAAGAGCAUCAACCAUCGCCUCAGCAUGGCGGCAGCUGAAUCUGACAAAGACUCUGGAUAUUCAGAUGGCAGUUCAGAAUGCCCAAGUGCUAUGGAGCAGACGGACUCUGAGGAUGUGCUGAAUACGUUGUGUUGGAAUGCAGAGGAUGGACCUUGGCAAUGCCCGAGGACCACAAGCAGCUCCUUUCCUGCACUUUCUCCUAUGGUUGUAAUGAAGAAUGUGUUAGUUAAGCAGGGGAGUUCAUCACAGCUCCAGUCUUGGACUGUGCAGCCAUCCUUUGAAGUGAUUCCAGCUCAGCCGCAACUAGUGUUCCUUCGUCCAUCAAUCCCACCUCCCAUUAAUCCUCACCCUGUUGGGAAAAAGAGAAAUGACUCCACUAAUUACUUGCCCAUCCUGAAUUCUUACCCCAAAAUAGCACCACAGCCCUGCAAAAGAGAUCACUCCUUCGAUCUAGAAGAAUGUCAGGAAACCACUUGCCAUAAACGACUCUGCACGGAAGCGCCCAAGUUGGAGACUUCUCCUGUGUUGAUGAGCACAGGCUUGCCUACUAGUCCUUUUGCCCCUCUACCAGUUAGCUUUAAGACCCCUCAGGAUUCUAACCAGCAAAGUUCUUCAGCUCUGGUGGCAAGUGGAAGACUGUCAGCUCUUUCUGGUUUUCAUCAUGUUUCCAGUGACACUCCAAAAGUGCCAGGUUUGACUCCCCUUUUGCCUUUUGGAGCUCUGCAGGCAGCAAAGUGCACCCUUCAUGAGAGCGAGGGUGCCUCACAGACUACAACACAGUCUGCAGUGUGGAGCCCCCCACUGAUACCAGAAGAGCUUUGCACUACCCCCGAGCUGCUCUUGCAACAACAAAGCAAGUGCAGACGCUUUCAGAAUACUCUUGUUGUGCUACGCAGGUCAGGAUUGCUGGAGAUCACUUUAAAGACCAAGGAGCUCAUUCAUCAGAACCAGGUGACUCAGGCCGAGCUGGACCGGCUGAAGCACCAAACACAACUUUUCAUAGAGGCAAUAAAGAACAAUGCUCCACAGUCAUGGGCAGAGCUAGAAGCCUCUCUAACAGGGUCUGACAAAGCUGAUAGCAACCUCGAAGACCCCACAUAUCCCAACAUGUAGUAAAAAGGUGCAUAGCUGUUGGCCAGCUUAUUUCUGUGCCUCCUUUUUCCUGUCUCAGACUUUUACUUGAGCAUUUUUUGAGUCCAAGACUUGCAAAGUCACAUUGCCAUUAACAAUUUGUGGGACUGGAAUAGUAUGGUGGGUUCUUGACAGAAUGGGUACUUAGUACUGCAGUGUGACUUGAACUCCAUGCUAACUCUGUAUAAUUCCUUGGACUCGCGAAGCAUGGAUGUGCUCUGCUGGCAUGUUCCCAUUCUUGCAGUGAAAAGAUAGUAGUUUGCAGUAUUCUGCAAACAUCCUCCUAUUCCCAUCUUCAGAUAGUCCAUUCUGAGAGUGCAACAGCAGAACAGGCCCCACUGUUGGGCCAUCAUCAAUUCCAAGUAGGCAAAGGGAGUUGGUGUGAGGAGAGGAAACAGUGUUGGUGGGGUGGUAUCUUUAGGUUGUUGCUGUCUUUUCUGGUAGCAGAGAGUCUUGCUUUGGGGUUUCAGUUCAUUUGAAUUAGUGGAAAUCUGCUUGUGGUGAAGAGGCAUUCUGUAUUCAUUGCAGUCUUAGGACCCAAGUGAAAUGGCAUGUUUUGCUGAGUAUACUUUAGAUUUUGAUCUGUACAGUUGAGUGAAUAAAAAUCACAAGGCUUGCACUGGAAGUGUUUGUUCCAAAGCCAUGUGCAUUAAUGGUAAGAAGUGUACAAGGAUGGUGGCUUUGUGUUUUCUCAGUAGCUGGCAGAUUAAACAUUGAUAUUAACAACUGCAGUGAUACAACCAAAAAAAAGGACAAGGAAAGUAUUGAUUUACCAGGAUUAAUUUGACAAGACUAAUUGCAUAUUAGUUGAUAUGUAUAUCUUUAUAAACUCCAUUUUUUUCUGCAAAAUCAGGUUUCUAUGUAUUAAAAAAAAAAAAAAAAGGUGAAAUGAGAGGAGCAUAGUGGCCUAUGGUGAUGUCCUCCCAUCCUUUUCCGUCUCUUUUCUUUAUUUAGAGAAAUCAGGUGCACGUACUAGGGGUGGGGAUGUGUCAACUUGGAUAAACUCCCUAAAAAUUUUAUCUACCUAAGCCUGAACUUCAAAAAACUAAACAAAUUCCAAAACAUUUUUUCCUCCGUAUAGAUUUAUAUCAUUCCUAACCUGCUUACCUUGAGAUAUAGCUAACACUACUGUAUGUGUAAGAUAUUGGCCUUGAUGUUGGCCUAAGAUAUCUUGCUAGUGGAGAUCCACAGUAGUCAUGUUACAAAAGCUGUUUUACAGAGAUUUAUUUCUUUUCAGUGUAUGUAUACACUUUACUAUGUCACUCCCUCCAGUCUGAAGGGUUUUUUUCCAGAGCAGUCUGUGUAGAAAACUGAGAAUGGCUUUGUCUAAGAAUGUUAAAGAAUCUGUAUCAUCUAUGAUAUAUUCCUUUCUGUGUGACAAUGAUUUCAGUGUGCCAUCUAGAUGACUGGCUAUUUUGAUGCUUUGAUUACCUCUGUGAUCUGUUUCAGAUUCUUAAAAAAGAAACUUGAAAGUACAGUGGAUGUCUUGGUAAUUUGUGACUAGAUGUGUUCAUUUUCUGAUGCCUCUGGGAGUCAAUAUUGCAGAAGACUGCAGAGAAGGCUUUUGUAGUCUUCCACAAAUAGGUGCAUUAGAGAAAUUGUAAGGGACUUCUCUCCAAUAGGGGAUUUCACCCUUUUUACACUGAUGGAAAGAAAUGCUAUACAUGUCUUACAAAGAGGAAGCACAUGAGUCUUAUUUGUACUAGCUAUGGGCCUAGAGAGAAAUACUGUGGUAGGGUUUGCCCUAGUGGAGCUGUAGCAAACUAGUAGCCAUGCCUUUUGUGGGAUCUUGUCCACCUACUGAAGACUGGUACAGUAUGUGGGAAUUGAUUAAAAGUGUUCAUAGACUGUUCUGUGAUGUAUUUUUUAAAUAAGCUGCUACAGUUGUGAUACUAGGAUGUCUCAUAACUCACAGCCCAGCAAUACUGAAACUCAGCCAGCAAACCCAGAAAGCAGCGUAGUGCAGUGUAACGAUGUAGGACAUGUCCAGUCUAGACACAGUCUAUCAGUUGUGAUAUCUGCACCAAAUGACAUCUGGCAGGAUAGAUGUGAUGGUACCUUUGGGCCAUUUUUGAAAGAAGAUGGGCUUGUUUCUUCUGAGCUUCUUACAAGAAGGAGAGGAGGUGAUUCCAUUGAUCAGAUACAUGUAACAGACCUAGAAGCCUGAGGUAUGAGAAAGAGCAUAGGAUAUUUUUCCUACUUUUCCUAAAGUUCUUAUUCUACCUAUUAAAUGGAGUGGAGAAUUUGAAGUUCAGAAUACGUAUUUUUAGGAAAUGACUGUCCUAGAAAACAAGGUGAUGGGCUCAGGCUACCUACAGAUAAAAGCAAGUCAGAAAAAAUGAAGUCCAAUCUUAGCUAUUCAAGAGAUAAGGAAAAAUGAGUCUACUGAUGACCUCCAUCCUAUUUCCACUGCUCUGAUGGAGUAAAAAGGAAUUAAAAACUUCCCUUGCAGGGUAAUGUUAUCUGACUUAGGGAGACUUCAGCUGAUAGAAAUCUUUCAUAAUCUUCAUAGUACCAGAUGUAUUUUUUCCCCUGACAGCACUGAGGGUGGGCUGAGGUGGGCGUGCUUACAGCUAAUGGGCCUUUCAGCUGGUGUAAUUUGUAUAAAUAUAUAUUCAAUAAAUCUGUGAAUAAAGUCCAGCAGCUGUUUAGAAAUCUCCUACUGGGCAUCAGUCCAGACUUAAAUAGUAUUUACUGAACUAGAAAAAUCCACUCUGGAACUCUUAUAUGUAAAUCUGGAGCCCCUUAGGAACCAUAUCCCUAGAUAAUUGCAAAUUUUGAUGCAACAUAUAUUAAAAAAAAAAGAUGUUGAAGGCCCCUUGUGAUAAAUAUGUCAUCAGGUACCAUUCUGUUCAGAUUCUCCUAGCUGCCUUUGUUCAUGGAAGCCCUCCUAAAGCUUUCCUUUCUCGGCGCACUGUAAUAAAAUAGGUUAGCUUGGAAAUGCAUUGAGAAAAUCAGUUGACUUACAUCAGGACCAGAAUAGGGAAGUGGUACAGUAGAUCUGAACAGAGAUAUUAGCCUGUGAUUGGAAACCUGUAAGCAAUGAACUUACAAUUUUUUUUGAUCUUCAUAUUAACAGGUCAGCUGAAGUCAACUAUCUCAGUCUAUACAGUCAGUUGAGUGGCCUGCUGUGUCUUCAGUUGUUGCUGACAACUAGCAGGUGAGAUAGCUUAAUGGGUCAGGCAGACUGCUGUUUUUCUAUUACAGUUUAAUAAAUGUUGGUAUUUUUGAUUACUUUUGCUAUGUCUUUUUGAAAUUCUACUGUCCUAGUUGGAAUGUAAAUAUUUUCUGUACUUUCAAAGUCCAUUGUUAGCUCUGAAUACAGUAGCCUAAGAACUCUGUUAUAGAACAUGACCUUUUUGCUAAAACUUUACAGAAACAGACUGUGAAAUAUGAAUGAAAUAAAAUAUGGACUUGAAAA